UGCUUUCUGUCUGUUUACUCUUUGUUUCAAAGGAUUCCUUUGACAGAAGAAAUCAGAAAUGUUGAGUAACUGUGAGAAGAUGGUUGUCAUCUCUUCAACUACUAACGAAUGGCCACAGGUUUCCCCUUCUCUCUUACUCUCUCUCUGUUUCUCUGCCUCAAUUAUUAGACAAAAAAACCUGACCCCAUUUUUGUUGCUUUGUAUUUGGAAAAGAAUAUAUCAUCAUUCCAUAUCACCUCCUAUAUUGUUAUUUUACCAUAAAAACAUCCUCUUCCAGUCUUUCUUCUCUUUCUGUUUAGCUGUUGUAGAUGUUUGAAUUCCUGACUUUGACUUCAGAAAUUUAAGUUUUAAAACCUGUUCUCUUCUUCUUGAUGCAGACUGAAGUCGAUGAGAAAACCCUAAUGGUAUCGACUAGUAGGCUUAUGGAGAAACCAGCUCAUCAAGAUCAACAACUUCAACAGCAACAGCAACAACAAGCCUUGAGGUGUCCUAGAUGUGAUUCAUCCAACACCAAGUUCUGUUACUAUAACAACUACAGCUUGUCCCAGCCAAGACACUUCUGCAAGGCCUGUAAACGUUACUGGACCAGAGGAGGCACCCUGAGAAAUGUUCCGGUGGGUGGAGGGUGCCGAAAAAACAAGAGGGUCAAGAGGCCAGCCUCUGCCGUUGAUGGAGGCUCUUCUACUCCUAGUCCAAGCCCUAACCCUACAUCCCAACCCCAGAUCGACUUUUCUUCUUCCUCAAAUCACAUCAACCCUUUGCUUUAUCGGUUAUCCGGAACCCCAUCUGAUAUGAAUCUUCCAUUUUCUAGGUUUAAUUCAACUGUAUACGAUCUUCAGCCUCAGUUCAAUAAUGCAGUUGGGUUAGGGUUUUCUUCAAAUCCACUUCUUUCAAACUAUUCCAUUUUCGGCUCUUCCUCUUCCACCGCCACUCCCACAAUCGCUUCUUUGUUGCCUUCUACUCUUAACCAACAGAAGUUCAUCAACAGCAACGGUCUCAAAAGCACUAACUGUUACGAAGCCGCAGGACCAUUUCAGAACCAGCAAAUAGGAAGUAACAGUGGUGAAGCUGCGCUGACCACUGCCGUGAGGGAGGUGAAAGUUGAAGAUCAUGGACGAAGCAGAAUGGAGUGGAAUGUGGGGUGUCAGAAUCAGAUGGAGCAAAUCGGGUUAUCGGAUUCUGCUGUUUACUGGAACACAACAAAUAGUAGUACUGUGGGUGCUUGGCAUGAUCCGGGCAACAUUGGCUCAGUCACUUCUCUCAUCUAACAAAAACCAAAAACGUUUUUAAUCACUCUCAAAAUUCUGUCUCCCUCUUUUUUGGGUUAGUUUUCUCUUUUGAUUAAUUUCUACUGUUUUUAGUGGCUAUGGUUGGGUAACACUAAGGGGGUAAAUUGGAAAAGAAAAAGAGAAAACCCUAACAAAAAUUUCAAAGCAUAAAUGGGAGAAGCUGGGAUCGGAGUGAUCAUGUCAGCAGCAAAUUCAGCCUAUACUUUUAUUGUCAAAGGUUGAGAAAAUUUCCAUUAAUUGCGCUGAGAGGAACCUCGGAUCCUCAUCGUCUCAUCAUCAUCUUCAAGGUUUGCUCCUUUUAUUCAACUUGUCAGUUGGGUGAGUUUUAGUAAUUACUAGUUUCUACCUUGUACUAUAUGCAUAUCUUUGCAUAAUUAUGUAUUUGUUAUGAGUUGGGGGAUUGGGGGGGUAUAUGUUCUUGAAGGAGUGCUACUCAGAUUAGAUGAGGAAGUACUUAAUAUUUCUUCUUCUUCUCCCUUUUUUCACAUUUUCUCUUUGUGGUUUUAGGGGGUGGGUAUAUAUAGUUAUUGGAAUAUAUAGAAGAAAGAGGGAGAUUAUCUUUUGUAACUUUCAAUGUGGGAACUUAAUCAAUGUGAUUGAUAUCU
This is a messenger RNA of Rubroshorea leprosula, 1894 nucleotides long. NCBI's taxonomy places the organism in Eukaryota, Viridiplantae, Streptophyta, Magnoliopsida, Malvales, Dipterocarpaceae. The record is from the annotation of a GenBank genome assembly.